ACCUGUAUUAAAACCAAAACAAUUACACAAAAAUAUGUUUUCUCUGCUUUAAAACUAAAUAUAAUUACUGUCUAUCGAUUCUUUGAUUUGUCCUUGAUGUCUUUAAUGACUUUUCUAUCUAUCUAUUCCAAUAACUGUUAUGACUGGAAAUCCAUUUUAUUUCCAGCUUACAGUGAAACAACAACCAUUGAGAAUUGUAAGUUUCUAAUAACCUAAAUCACAAUAUGUAUAAAAUUGAGGUAUCGAAAAAGCUGUCGUAAUUUGUUAGUUAUUUUUGGUAACACAAAAAGACUCUUUCAAUGUUUUUUUUUCUAUUCUUCAUACACAAACACAGAAAGCAACCCCCAUAUUAGAAAUAUAGAAAUCGUGUCUACUAUCUUGAUUAUUUCUACAGUUGUUAAUUCUUUGCUAUUGAUGUCUUUUCUUUUAAGACCCCUUUUCGUUCACAUGCUGCACAGAUGUUAUCAAAGUACACAAGGUAUGGCCAUGUUUGUUCAUUGGAGCAUAUAUUUAAGUAUUUGUACAUAUUGUAUGUGAUCUCACUAUUUUUUUUAAAUUAUUUUUUCAACUGUAUAAAACGAGCUAUGCGUUCAGAUUGAUAGUUGAUGUUCUAUUUAUAAAGACGCUUAAUGAUUGGCAACGCUUACCACGGAAGAAAAAAAAAGAACACUUGACGGAAAAUGAUAUUGCUUUACGACCCUUCAGUUUAACUUACGGCACCACCGGCGCUGGUGAAAACGAGUCUAAGGUGGAAGUAGGAAUAGCAUUAAAUAUAAUCAGUGACAUAAUUAAAAAGAGGCGUAAAUGCAAUGAUUUGAUCAUAAACAUAGAAAAACUCCACGUAAGACGUGCGUUGGAAAACAUAUCGCGAUAUUACGGCUACUUAGAGAAGAAAAUGUACUUUUUCUGGUCGGCAUGACCAGUAGGAAAGCUAACAGCAGCAGCACCAGGUUUUCGUCAGCCUGAAGCGACUCCGUGACAGUUGAGCUCUGUCCCUUUUUUCCCUUCUGAUUUUGCCGGCGAACGAAUGAAAAUGCCAAUUCAACUGACCAGCCAGGCGUACUGUAAGAUGCUCUUACAUGCAGCUAAGUAUCCUCACUACGCUGUGAAUGGACUGCUGGUAGCAGAGAAGACUAAAGAGAAGAAAAAGGACAGGGACCACAGUGAACCGAUCCUUUGUGUGGACUGUGUCCCCCUGUUCCACGGUACUCUGGCUCUAGCACCGAUGCUGGAAGUAGCUUUGACUAUGAUUGAUACCUGGUGCAAAGAAAACAAUUAUGUCUUGGCUGGAUAUUACCAAGCCAAUGAACGCACAAAGGAUUCUAGACCUAACCAGGUAGCAGAAAAGGUUGCUGCCAGGAUUUGUGAGAACUUCAGUGAAACAGCAAUUGUUAUGGUGGACAGUGGUCGAUUGACCAUCGGCUGUUAUGAGCCAAUUGUGGUUAUUUACGAUCAUCAUGAAAACAAGUGGAAAAACAGAGAAGUGACUUCUGAGACAUUUGAAGACUGGGGUGAGGCUCAAAAGAUCACAUCUGCCCUGCUGGAGGGCAGAUCCUAUGAGAAUCUGGUUGACUUUGACAAUCACCUGGAUGAUCUCAGAAACGACUGGACCAACCCUGUGAUCAACAAGUCUGUUCUGGAUCUUUGCUAAUAAAAACCUUGGGUCAGAAGGCCAGAAAAACCUGGACACACAGAGAUGUUGCUGAAGUAACAGCAUGCAUGAGGCUACCCCGAGCUGAGCAGUAGUGUAGGAACGUUGAGUCUUUUCUAGGAGAAAGCUACUAAUGGAAAGUUGUAAAGUGCUGCUGACCACUGUGGUCAGAACCUCUUAGAGACAGCUCUGUGUAUUCACUACAGGCAUACGUUUACCUUUACAAGGUGAUGCAGCAGCAGAUGAAGCCCUUUCUGUCAUUUGAAUGCAACUUGAUGAUUUUUUUUUUUCUUGCGAUGGUUAGUGUUUAGUUGUAGUUAAGUGUGGUAAAGGUUAAAUUAAGUUUUUGAUCUAUUUUGGUCUUUUUUUUACAGCUAACAGUCAUAGAGAGAUUUGAGCUAAUGGGCAUAGAAACUAUAAAAAUAAAGUUGUACUACUGAUGUUUUAAAAAUACAAAUGCUCUUUGAAAUUUCUUUGAAAUAAAAUCUACCUGUAGAUCAGUUCUUUAAGGUGUUAAUGUUUGACAGAACUGGAGACCACAAACAAAGUUUUUCCUGAACAUUUUAAAUUUCCAAAAUGAUUAUUUGAUUUAAUUUUUAGUUCUUAAAAAAAAAAGAAUGCUAAGGUUUAUAUGUCUGUACUGCGUGUUACAUAAUAGAGUUCUGGGUGACAUGUUAGCUCUGUGGCUUAUGAUUUGUUUAUCCAGAUCUCAGGGAUGUGUGAGUGUUCUUCAACUUUAGACUUUGACUUUUGUAAGGAAAGUACAGAUAGAUACUUUUCUAUUUAAGAUGAGAAAUAAUCAGAAAGCUGUAAUUGAUUGAACCAGAGCAGAACAUUAAUUCUUUUUCAUAAACUUUACAAACUGAAUGUAAAAAACUUUGUUUAAACCCAAUUGUUUUUAAAUGAUUUUUUUGUCAUACUUAUUUUUGGUCAUUAAUAAAUUACAUUGUUUGACAUAUCGGAACAGAACUAAUGAACUAAUAAAAGUUUGAGAACAAA
Cynoglossus semilaevis (tongue sole) is the source of this 2650-nucleotide messenger RNA. It is a transcript of the gene emc8, whose product is annotated as ER membrane protein complex subunit 8. The record is from RefSeq and is a predicted model, not a curated record. NCBI's taxonomy places the organism in Eukaryota, Metazoa, Chordata, Actinopteri, Pleuronectiformes, Cynoglossidae. The coding region runs from base 1028 to 1651 and encodes 207 amino acids. The transcript has 5 exons. Gene Ontology annotation, cellular component: EMC complex.